Pyricularia grisea is the source of this 312-nucleotide messenger RNA. RefSeq lists its product as uncharacterized. The record is from RefSeq and is a predicted model, not a curated record. Bases 1 to 312 code for a protein of 103 amino acids. NCBI's taxonomy places the organism in Eukaryota, Fungi, Ascomycota, Sordariomycetes, Magnaporthales, Pyriculariaceae. The transcript has 2 exons.
AUGGCUCACCGUAUAUACUUUAAGGGUGCCCGGACCGCUCGCUACUCCGUACAUGCCCACCCAGCAAAGAUUGGGGUGGAGGCCUUACUAGCGCCGCGGCCCAUCUUUUCCAGUCAUCUGUGUAUCGUAGCAGUCGUCUUCUGCUCUGACAGACAAUACAGAAUCUGUUUGGGGGCUCAAAAAGGUGAUGCACGCUGUACUGGAACAAGGAGGGAGGGAGGCAUGGCAUGGCAGGACAAGGUAAGGCAGGCAAUGCAUACUACGCAACUACGGUACGACUUGGUAACAGGAAUGACAAGGGGAGCUGAGUAG